GUGCGUGCACAUACACACUCACUGUUGCACAGCUUGGGACAGAAAGAUGAGAAGAAUGCUACACACAGUGCUGCUGAUGGCCCUCCUGGGUGAGGUGUUCAUGGCCCCAUACCUUCAGGAGAAGCAAGCCAAGAAGUUCCUUCGUAACAAAAGGCAGGUGGGCUACUGGGACCCCAACCACUCCCAGAACAUGUGGGGUUACACCAUACAGGAGCAGGCUAAUGAAUACUGGACUGCUUUGAGGACAGAUGCACAGUAUUACAUGGACAUGGGCAACCUGAUGUUUCACCGCUCUGUGGCUGAUGAGAAUAACAGGCUCUAUAUGGAGAUGCUGAGGAACGCAAGAGCGCACCUUGAUGCGCAUAGCGGCAGACAGCGAUAGAUCAGCCAGUGUACACAGAGACGGACCGUGAAGACGAGUCACCCAUAAUUGUUGACAAAAUGUCUAUAGGACUUUUCCAACAGUAACUGAACACCCAGGCGGUUCCGUGAAU
Molecule: messenger RNA, 494 nt
Organism: Electrophorus electricus (electric eel)
Lineage: Eukaryota; Metazoa; Chordata; Actinopteri; Gymnotiformes; Gymnotidae
Source: RefSeq, a predicted model, not a curated record